UAAAUAGAAGCCACGCCUCCUGUUUACCUCGUGUAAUCUUUGACCAGGGGUUGCUUGGAAGUCUUCACAGCUAUGAAUCGGCUUUUGGUGGCAGUUUGUGUUGCUGCUUUUGCAGUAAUAAUUGGACAACGUAUUUUUAAACUGAUGGAAAUGAGCCUUUACUCAAGAGAAAUUCCACAAAAACACCUUCCCAAUUGUCAACUGUUGAAGCAUAUUGACUAUGGUUCAGAAGACCUCAGUAUUCUCAGAGAUGGACUGGCUAUCAUAAGCACAGGUCUGAACUAUCCUGGUUUGCCACAAUCGGAAGGGCCAGGAAAGAUCUACACCCUGGACUUGCUAGAUCCCAGACUGACCCCUGUGGAACUGCAAAUCAAAGGAGAUCUAGACCGCGACUCCUUCAACCCCCAUGGCAUCAGCAUCUUCACUGAUGAAACCGAUAAAUCUGUGUCCCUGUUUGUCGUCAAUCACCCUAAUCAGCUGAUUGGUGACAGCCAGGUAGAUAUCUUUCGGUUUGUUGAGGAAGAAAAUGCAAUUGUGCACCUGAAAACGAUUAGGCAUGAACUUCUUCAUAGUGUAAAUGACAUAGUUGCUGUGGGACCAGAGAGCUUCUAUGCUACAAAUGAUCACUCUUUUCCCAACGAACUGUUACACAUGCUGACUGUUGUCCUCGGCCUGCCUUGGUGUAAUGUCAUUUAUUACAGUCCUCAAGAGGUGAAAGUAGUUGGGGAUGGCUUUCUGUCUGCAAAUGGCAUCAACAUUUCACCAGAUAAGAGGUAUCUAUAUGUUUCAGAUAUUUUGGACCAUGACGUUGAGGUUUUUGAGAGGCGCAGAGGGGAAGACUUGGUUUAUGUAAAGUCUGUAGCUGUGGGGUCCCUCUGUGACAACAUUGAGGUGGAUUAUGACACGGGUGAUUUAUGGCUGGGCUGUCACCCGAAUGGAGCAAAGCUAAAAAAUACCGUGGACCUUGACGAUCCACCUGGAUCUGAGGUCAUUCGGAUUCAGAAUAUUCUCUCGGAGAAGCCGAUAGUGACCCAAGUUUACGCUGACGAUGGACAUGUGAUCAUGGGCUCCUCUGUAGCUGCCCCCUAUGGAGGGAAGCUUCUCAUCGGGACGGUCUACCACAAAGCACUCUGCUGUGACCUGAAGUAG
Molecule: messenger RNA, 1149 nt
Organism: Osmerus eperlanus (European smelt)
Lineage: Eukaryota; Metazoa; Chordata; Actinopteri; Osmeriformes; Osmeridae
Product: serum paraoxonase/arylesterase 2-like
Exons: 9
Coding region: 73-1149 (358 amino acids)
Molecular function (GO): arylesterase activity
Source: RefSeq, a predicted model, not a curated record